AAAAACAAAAUUAAAUGAUGUGAAAAAAAUUAAAAGAAAAUUAAACAAAUAAUUCAUAAAAUUGUUUGAAAUGUUUGGCAAGAUUGAUGAUGAUAUUAGUAAUAAAAAGCAUGAUUGGAAAUAGCAGUAGCAGCGGCGCCGGAGAACGCGGAAUGGACAGCCUCAACCUAUCCAUGUAACUAAACUAAAUACAAGGAAGAGAUACACACCUGUGCGGUUUUUUUUCGACAGUGUGUUGAUCAUCAUCAUCAUCUCGGGAACAAUCCUCCGCGCGCUACCGCGAAAGUGCCACUAUGUUACGUUCCAAUCGUCUCAAACACGCGUCGUGUUCUUUUUCAUUUCUAAUUUUUCCUUAUUCUGUAACUUUUUAUAUUUUUAAGUUAAUAAUUUAAUUUUAAUUCAUUCAUCUUUGAUUUUAAGACGGGAAUCCAUGCUAUCUUGCAACGCUUUAUAAAUGAUAAUUGUUCGAUAGUAGCCUAAUAUCAAACCAAUAUUAAAUUAAAUCCAUAAUCAGUCUAAAGAAUUUCACCUAAAUUCAAUAAAAUUGAGAAAGUGGGAGGAAAAAAUUUAGAAAAAAUUAUUUUACAACAGAAAAAUGCCUAGAAAAAGUGAUAUUGAAGUUUGAGUGGAAUUUUGAGUGAAAUAAUUUAUUGUUAUAAAUAAUAACAAAACGCGUAAAAAUUUCAAUGAAUUUUAAGAGCAAGUGAUUAGUGAAGUGAUGAAUGUAACAAAACGUUUCGAGGCAGGAGUUUAUGGCGAAUUCAGGAAUUUGACAAAUGUGAAAUUAAUAAAAUGUGCAACAAUUAGAUAUAUGAAAAUAGUAAUAUUCGAAAAUAAGAAUAUUUGAAAAUAAUAUAUAAGAAAAGGUUAAAAGUGCAGAACACUAUUACAUGCAACAAACUGCGAGCACUCGCGAGCAUGAAAAAUCAUCCCUUCGGAAAAAGAACCAAUGUCAAAUCCUCUCAUAAAUGUCAAGUUUACAAUGGAACCUACCGUGCCCAAGAAGCAUCAUCAUCUUCACUGAUUGAUUGAGAAGAUCACCUAAAACUUUUCUUGUUUCUUUGUUUUGAUUCCAUGCUUUUUCGUACUAAAAAUAUUGAAUAAAUUCCAAAAUAAAUGCUUAAAAAAUCGAAAAUAAAUAAAAUUGAAUUGAUCACGAGCGCAUAAAUUAUUUGUAAUGGGCGAUCACAGAAAACUUAAAACGUAUAAGAAAAAGCCCAAGGAACUUAAAAGAUCGCGACCCAUUGGAGCUGAGCAUAUCCUUCAACUUAGUGGCGAGGGUGGCAAUGUUGGAGAUCUCGCCCAUCAAACACCGGAACAGCACCAAGGUCAGGUAGCAACCAGUAGCCGACUUCAACCAACAGUAUUUGCAGGAUUAGCGGAAUCGAAUGUCGACGGUGGGGCAGAUAGCGGGCACGCUAGUACCAUGGGUCGUAAAGUACACCGUGGUGACAAGGAUACAACGGGGAAGAAAAGUGGCCCAACAAAAGAGCGUUGGCUUUUGACACGCAAAACAUGGAAAUAUAUGCAACAGGCAGGUCGUCGUUUGAUUCCAGAUGGUGCACAAAAUCGGGCCGAGGAUGUGCCAAAACUUGAAGAAUUUUUUCAACAAGUUUGCCGGUCUGAACAGAAGUUUAUAAUAUGGAGCCGAAAAAGUUCAUAUCCGGGAGCGAUAGCAGCAUCGCGAAAACUUAAGCGACGAAUUCGACCAAGUGUGAGACAUCGAUCUAAAGCAAGUUCUGCCGAUGAAGCUGAAACCGAUGAGUACAAAGAGUAUGAUCGUCGAGCUGCUAUGGUUAUCCGACUCCUGCAUAGUUACCUCAACAUUUCGGAGCAAGAUAAACGACAGCCAGAACGCAGUUCAGAGUCACAAAUACCAACAACUGUACCAGGAGCAACAAGUGAACCAUCAACUAGUCGGUCAUCGUAUUCUUCUGUAUCCGUGACUACCUCGUCCUAUGGAUCACAACAACGGUCCCCGACUUCAUCGGACCAGCAAGGCGAAUCGGAUCUAUCGAAACGAACUGCUGAGCUUUUGGAAAGUCUUCGUUUGUAUAGCCAAGCCGCACACCGACCGAUCAUUCCACCCGAACAUAUAACUACGGAUCUUCUGCACAAUAAAACGUUACUGAAGAAAAUCUACAAUGAUCUCAAGAGGCAGCAGCUAUCUUUAGUAUUAAAUAGACACACUGCAGCAUCAACCAAUAAUCUGUCGCAUGCCAGCUCUCUGACGAGCCUCUUCAGUUUUCGGCGGGAUCAGCCCAAAACAUCACCCACCAGUAGUCUCAACGUAAAACUAAGAAGCACUGGAGGAGCUACAAACCUAUCUGGCCCCGAUGGAAACAAGGACACCUUCACAGGUGAUAAAGGCUUCCAAUUACCAAAAGAAAAGUACAUACGCCCCACAAACCAAUUGGUCCCUUUCAUAUCGGUCGUGAAACCAGCGAAAACCUUCACGACUCAGGGAAUGCAGACUGACUUCCUGCAACUGCAUGAAAUCAAUAACUUGCGAAAGGACUAUGAAACAAGAAAAAAGGAAUUGGAACUGCUAAACCAAGCACCUGAGGAAGAGGCCGAUUUUACAUCAAGGUCGCAUUCACGCCGAAAGAGUAGCGUCGAUAAUGAGGAUGUCUCCCAAUCGGUUAGUGAUACCAUCAAGCGAUACUUGCGAAUGGCUCGAAAAAAGAGCGUCAACGAUGAUGCCGCAAAUCGAUUCAAACGUGUCAACUAUGAUCGCAACCUCAGAAAUAUCCGAGCGAAAGGAGAAAUCAAUCCACCUGGGAUGGAUGAAGGAAAUUCAAAGGCAACCCAGACACUCGAUGCAUGGCCAUUGUUGCAUUACAAUAACAUUCGAGGGAUCGAUUGUGACAUUCUCUUGGAGGAAGCACACUCAGAUUGGAACAAUGCCCUCCAGCAAAGAAAGCAACAGCACGAGGAGUAUCUUCAGCAACAGCAAAAAGAUGCGUCAAAAGGGAAUCUAUCUGGAACUGGAUCAGUACCCCCACCACCUGGCCAGCAAGGCACAAUGGGAGCUCCCGGAGGCCUACCCGCGGCAGGAGCCGGUGCAGGAGGACUAUUUCAUUCGGGUACACAGUUUUUCUCAAAUUUGUGGCAUGGAUACCAUCAUAGUGCGCAUGAUAACUCUAAUACUCGUAAUUCUACUACUACUUCUACUACUCUCAAUGUAACUAGUUCUUGUAAUACUUCUACUACUACUAGCAAUACUACUACCAAUAGUCUAUAUAACAAUGCUACUGCAAAUAAUACAUCAACUGUGUUGUUUAAUCAACAUCAUGAUCAAACUGCAGCUCAACAACAACCCCAAUCAUCCCAAUCAACGCAACAGCAAAAAUAUAGUCCUUCGCAAUAUCAACAACAAGAACACCUUUCUGCAUCGGCCAAUAGUAGUGGUGGUAGUCAAGGAUUAACGAGUGCAAUGCAAAAAUCAAAAUCAUCAUCGAACGUCGGACAAUUUGUAUCCAAAAAGAUAUGGAAGUCCCGAUCGAAAAGUCAAAGUCGUAUACCAGCUACAAAUAAGCCUCAAUGGGCACCGCAGGGCAAUUGUAUAUGGAUGUCACCAAGUGGAAAACGUGUCGUACUAUCUGAUGGUCGUUUACGUGAUUUAUCAGAAAUAGAACGAAAAAUUUUACAUCGUGUAGCCAUUGAAAAGAUUAAUCAACUUAAUAUUGGAGUAAACGUUACAGUACCUGGAGAUAUCUCAAGUUCCACAUCGUCUAAAUCACAGAAACGCCGACCAUUAUUAAUUAAACGAAAAGCAUUAACAACUAGCAUUUUUGAUACCGGAAAAAAAGACGAAAAUAAAGUUAAUGGUGGCGGCCUGGUUUUUGGCGUAAGCAUAGAAAAAUGCGUUGACAAUGAUCGUUUGCACAAAAACGGUGGUGUUAGUGGUGGAGGCGGAGGUGGAUCAGAUCGUGGAUCACGGAAUUCUAUAAUAUCACUCUUGGGAGGCGGCAGUCACAACAAAGUAGGAUCAUGUGAAAGUUUACCUUCACGUUCUACCAACAUCCUGGGGCAAUAUGAUGAUAGUGGCGGAGGUGGUGGGACUGGGGGUGGUGGCUGUCGUAAUAGUUUUAUAAAUACUGCAACAAUGAAAAUGUCUCGAAGUCAAACGGACGUGAGACGAGGUAGUCAGGACGAGGACGAUUUGUUGGGUCACGAUGCACCAAAUAUGGCUGGUACAGAACCUAAUUCCGGACAACAAGUACCUGCGUUAGUGUUGGAAUGUAUUAAACAUAUAGAAGAGCAUGGUCUCCAUACUGUAGGCAUAUUUCGUGUUAGUACGUCUAAGAAACGUGUUAGGCAGUUGAAAGAAGGGUUUGAUCGGGGCGAAAUAACAUCAAUCGACGCUGAUAUAUGCCCGCAUGAUGUCGCCACCAUUCUUAAGGAGUACCUCCGAGAUCUGCCGGAGCCAUUACUCUGUCGAAGCCUAUACAAAGCCUUCGUGAAAACCCAAAAAAUACGUAAUCGACGGUUACAACUGGAGGCCCUCUCGCACCUUAUUCAACUCCUUCCAGUAGCACAUCGUGAUACUCUCUACGUAUUACUGCGAUUUCUAGCGAAAAUUGUUAGGUCAUCAGAUGAUGUAACGUCAAAUGAUACAGUAAUCACGGGCAAUAAAAUGGAUAGUAACAAUUUGGCAACGGUUAUAGCCCCAAAUAUCCUAAGGUCUACAGAGCCUGGGCGCAGUAAUACCACGGAACAAGAAAUCGAUGAACAAAUUGAUGUGAUUAAUGUGAUAAGAACAAUGAUUGAUCAUUACGAAGAGCUAUUUCGUAUACCAGCCGAACUGAUGGAUGAGAUCUAUACAAAUAUGAUGGAUACAUAUCCGGAACAAUUAGACUACCUUUGUGAAAGGAGAGACAUUGCGGAGCGAUAUGAUGAUGAUAUGGACAGCGCCAGUUCCAGCACACCUUUGAGUUCACCGCCUCCUGUUCCAAUACUGAAACACACCUCAUUUCCUCAACAUUCUGUGGCGUUUGAAGAAAGUGGUCCAGGUGCUCCAAAUGAUAAAAAUAUAACAAACCGACCGAUAUAUUCACGAGACGAUUUCCUUCAUGAAAACACUAUUAAAGGCGGUGAUCCCAAUGGGAAUGCCGCAACACAAAGGCGGGAGCGAACAUCGAGAAUGAAAUAUAUCGAAAGCGAGCACGAACUCACUCGACGACGGCGACGUGAACGAAAUCUUAGUGAAUCCGGAACGGGGGCAGGAACUCCUUCACCAACAAAAACAACAUUCAAUAGCAGUAGCACUAAUUGGAUACCAUUUAGCGUCGAGUCGCGAAACUCUACCGGUGACUCUGGAAUUCAACAAUAUCAGCAACAACAAACUGUUAAUCAAACCCAGCAGGGGCAGUUUCAACAGCAACAAUCAGCUCAAUCACGGAGAUUAUUCCCGCCAUAUGGUGAUCAGGAUGGUGCAGGGGUUGUGACAGCUAGCCUAAAAAUUCCUGUACAGAUGCAACAAUCGCAGCAGCAGCAGAACCCGAGGAAUCAAGCAAACAUGUGUGAUACAACUAAUAGUGGACAUAUAGAUCUAUCGGAUAUUCCGUAUAUUGAGGAUAAUGGCUGUGGACAGGAUAUUUUAACAGGAUCGUUACAUUUCGGGCGAGGUUCAGGCGCGGUGACCACUGGUACAACAACCUAUCAAAUUCCCAUCACUAUCGAAGGACGCACAACCUCCUCGUCAUCUACGAUGUCUGACCAGUCGCGAUCGUCAACGAUGCACCAAUAUAACACAGAUGAAACAUCAUCAGCGGCGAGCAGUAGACGAUCUUCAGAUAAUACCAGCAUCAUUUUACAGAAAUACCCUUCAGCCCUGGCAUCCCAACAGCAAGGUACACAACCGAAACGUCCUGAUAGCUUAAAACGGUCAUCAGGACGAAAGCAAUCCAACAACAUCCCAACGAGUGGUAGUGGGACAACUGGCGAAAAUAGUCCUAGUGGUGUACCAGUCCUAUCACCAACAACCCUUAUCGGACAGUUUGGUAGCCUCCAGGCAGCCCACCAUCACCAUCCCAACGCUGAACCUAAACUAACUCCAAGCAUUUCAAGUAUUGGUGGGGCCGUGUUACGCUCAAAAACUGCUGAUUUUGAAAGAAUCCUGAAGCAAAAUAAAAAGUCUAAAAGUGGUGAUACUACCUCAACAGCGGUAGAGGAAUUCAUAACGGGUUCUACCUCAGUGUCUAGUAGUUCUGCGGGCACAAUAGCUACUUCAACAGGUAGUGGAACUGCUGAAGAUUCAUCAAGACCUGAAAAAACCGCACGAAGUCGACAACAACAGACUGUCAGUCCUGCCGGGCCAAUUUACAAGCGCCAGGAACUAAUAUCAAGUGCACAAAGGACUUCGAAAUAGCAUUAAAUCGUGGAAUACGGGGGAGUGUUAUAAGCAAUAGUGCUGAAACUCUACCGGAAAUUUCGUUAUUUAUGUUGAUUAGUAUUUUUUUUUUUAAUUCAGAAUAUUAAUGUAUAAAAUCAAUUUAAAAGGAUCACCUGGAAAUAUACGCCACGUGCUCUUACUCAUUCUACUCGUCAAGGUGAAUUAUUAAAAAAAAAAACUUAUUAUUUGAUAUUUUGAUUAGAAAGUUAACUUUUAAUAUAAAUUAAUGAUAAUAAAUUGAAAUCAAGUGUUCUAGUCGAAAGAAAAAAACACGGCAAUACCAAGUUGGUUGUUUACAAUUUAUAAUUUUGAUAUUUAAUAAUAAAAUAAUAUUAUAAAAGUAAGAAAGAGAGAAAGGUGGAUAAAAUGUGAAUAUAUACCAAAGAAAACCACAUUAAUUUUCAUUCAUUACAAGAAAAUAAUUAAGAAAAUUAAACUAUAUAUGUUUCUCCCCCUUGAGAAAUUAGAAUGAUUCAUAUUAUAUUGUUUUUAUUUCCAUUGUUUUUAAUAUUAUAUUGAACUUGUUUUAGUUUGAACCACGCCAUCUUUAUUGUUAAUUUAUCUUUGUUCAUUUUAUAUUUUUUAUUCGUUGAACGUCACAUGGAAAAUUGUGAAAUUAAGAUACAUGUUCAGACUGUUACGAUGCCGUUGUUUUAUUUUCUACUAUUAUUGAAAAUCAUUAAACCUAAAAAAAAAAAAAACAAACCAAAAAAAAUAAGUAAAACGUACACCAUUUUGUUACACCAUUUUUGUUAUUAGAACAUUUUUAUUGUAGUUAUCGCAAUGUUAUAAUUUAUUUGCUGGAAAAAGUUUUUUGUCUACCGUAUUUGUAUUCAUGGAAAUAUAAUUGUUCGAAUUUGCUACCUAAAAUUGAUGCAUUUCAUGCACACCUCACAUGCAGACACACAAAUCUUGAUAAAUCAAAGAACGUGUAAAAUCAGUGGCACAAAAUGUGAAAAUACACAAACAUAUAUACAUAAUAA
This is a messenger RNA of Hermetia illucens (black soldier fly), 7380 nucleotides long. RefSeq lists its product as uncharacterized. NCBI's taxonomy places the organism in Eukaryota, Metazoa, Arthropoda, Insecta, Diptera, Stratiomyidae. Gene Ontology annotation, biological process: signal transduction. The coding region runs from base 1178 to 6373 and encodes 1731 amino acids. The record is from RefSeq and is a predicted model, not a curated record. The transcript is spliced from 12 exons.